Schizosaccharomyces japonicus yFS275 is the source of this 7557-nucleotide messenger RNA. RefSeq names its product ATP-dependent RNA helicase Slh1. The transcript has a single exon. NCBI's taxonomy places the organism in Eukaryota, Fungi, Ascomycota, Schizosaccharomycetes, Schizosaccharomycetales, Schizosaccharomycetaceae. Gene Ontology annotation, molecular function: ATP binding; RNA helicase activity; nucleic acid binding. The coding region runs from base 97 to 5946 and encodes 1949 amino acids. The record is from RefSeq and is a predicted model, not a curated record.
GGCGUCAGUCGCGCUCUUACCGUUUCCCAACCACGCACCACCAUUGGGGCAUUGUGCCUGUAAUUUGCUUAUUUUUCUUGGUAUAUUUUGCUCUAUAUGACUCCCAUUCCAGAUCUUCUUGCUAAGGCUGACAGUGUGUUCAAAAGCUUGCCAGAACUCGAUGAUUCUGUGAAGUAUCAUUUUGAAUACAAGAUUGACAAUUCUGCUGCUGGUCUUGCGGUUUCUCGGUUAAAACAAUUAUGGAGCAAAUCCUUGGAAAGUGAGGUAGACGUUCCUGAUCAAAAUGCGACAGGAAUUGAACAAACGGAGGAGGACCCUAUGACUUGGUUGUUAGGAUGUUGCGAGAAUGUCGCACCGUCGAUGUCUUUAGAUGCAGAUGCACUCUUUGAAGGUGUUGUUGAGGCUCUGAGUCACUCCGCUAAUGAGUAUGCAUGUCAAGAAGCUCUUAUUAGCUUACUUGGUUACGACAAUAUCCAACUUGUUUCAGAUCUCUUAAUGAAACAUCAUGAAUUGAAGCAAUAUCUAGAGACAUCUGCUAUUCAAUACGCAGAGGAAGAUCAAUCUGGAAAAGAUGAAACUGCCACUCAUGGUGCCGCCUUAUUAGAGCGUAUUAAACGUUCAAAGCAGAAAGCUUUGCAAAGAACGGAUAAUCGUGGUCCUCUAUUUACCGGACAAAAGCUGUUUAAUGACGAGCAAUACCCGCAUGUCUACGGCGCAAAAAAUAUCGGCAAUUCUGUUAGUAUUGUGGGCAAAAAGUUUGCUCUUCCAGCCGGAAGUGUUCGUGAAGAAUACGAACGCUAUGAAGAGAUUACAGUUCCUUACGCAAAACAAGCCGCUCGUCUUCCGGGUGAGAAGCCUGUUAAAAUUUCUUCAUUGAAUACCUUAUGUCGGAAGACAUUUCUAGGAUACACUUCUCUGAACCGUAUUCAAUCUCUUAUUUUCCCGAUUGCUUUUACAACAAAUGAAAACAUGCUGGUCUGUGCACCUACCGGUGCUGGUAAAACAGAUGUCGCCAUGUUAACCAUCUUACAGACUUUAUCCAAUUAUUGUGAUGUCGUUGGAGUUGAUAGCAAUGGCGAUGAUAUUUACAACUUGCGUAAAGAUGAGUUUAAAAUUGUCUAUGUUGCUCCUAUGAAGGCACUUGCAGCUGAAGUUGUUGACAAGAUGGGAAAACGACUGGCUUGGCUUGGGGUGAAGACCCGAGAGUUUACCGGUGAUAUGCAGCUCACGAAGAAAGAACUUAGUGAAACUCAGCUACUUGUAACUACGCCUGAAAAAUGGGAUGUCGUUACGCGUAAGAGUGUUGGUGACACGGAACUUGCCGAAAAGGUUAGACUCUUAAUCAUUGAUGAGGUUCAUAUGCUUCAUGAUGACCGUGGUGCUGUAAUAGAAUCCAUCGUUGCUCGAACACAACGUUUUGUGGAAACGAGCCAGACAAUGAUAAGAAUAGUUGGUUUAUCUGCUACCCUCCCAAACUAUCUUGAUGUUUCAGACUUCUUGGGUGUAAAUCGUCAACGCGGACUGUUUUACUUUUCUAAUGCGUUCCGUCCCUGCCCCAUUGAACAGCAUUUUAUUGGAGUCAAAGGUACUGCUAAUUCAAGACAAUCCAUGGGCAAUUUGGAUGAGGCUGCUUUUGAUAAAGUUCUUAAUCUUCUCGAAAACGGUCAUCAAGUGAUGGUCUUCGUUCACUCACGAAAGGAUACCAUCAAGACGGCUAAGAAACUGAAAGAACAGUUUUACAAUGAAGGCAAAAUGGAUUUACUGGACAGUUCUGAUGAGUUGCAGUCUGAAAAUCCAAAAUAUAAAUUAAUGCAACGAGAAGUGGGAAAGUCCAAGAUGAACGACCUUAAAGAGUUAUUUAAAUAUGGUCUCGGUGUCCACAAUGCUGGAAUGCAUCGUUCAGACAGACAUCUGACUGAAAAGCUCUUCUCUAUGGGUCUCAUUAAAGUUUUGUGCUGUACUGCUACUUUGGCUUGGGGUGUUAAUUUACCAGCUUAUGCCGUUGUCAUUAAAGGGACUCAGUUGUACGAUCCACAAAAAGGUUCAUUUGUUGACUUGGGUGUCCUUGAUGUUCUUCAAAUUUUUGGUCGUGCUGGAAGACCUCAAUUCGAGAGUUCAGCAGAGGCCUAUAUUGUAACUACACAUGAUAAACUCGCUCAUUAUCUUUCUGUAGUGACACAGCAAAGCCCGAUUGAGUCACAAUUCGUUGAGCAUCUUGUCGACAAUCUUAACGCAGAAAUUGCGUUGGGUAGUGUUACUAACAUUGAUGAAGCGGUGUCGUGGUUGGGUUAUACUUACCUCUAUAUCAGAAUGCGGAAGAAUCCCCUGAUUUAUGGAAUCGCAUAUGAUACCCUUCAGGACGAUCCACUUUUGGGAAGCAAGCGAAGAGAACUGGUUAUGCUUGCAGCACAGAAACUGUAUGCGAAUCAAAUGAUUGUAUAUAAUAAAAACACUGGUUACUUAACUCCAAAAGAUUUGGGACGUAUAGCGUCACAUUAUUACAUUUCCUACCAAAGUGUUACCACAAUUAACAAGUUACUAAAGAGUCAAAUGUCGGAAGCCGAUAUUUUUUCAUUACUUAGUAACUGCAGCGAGUUCUCUCAAAUUAAGUCAAGAGAAAAUGAAGCAAAGGAUUUGGAAGAGCUCUUAGAAUACUCGACUCCUUGUCAACUUCGGGACUCAGUCUCUAACACACCUGGAAAAGUCAAUGUCGUUCUUCAAAGUUACAUUUCACGAUCCCGUGUUGAUGAUUUUACGCUACAAUCAGAUAUGAACUAUGUUGCUCAGAACGCCGGAAGAAUUACUAGAGCUUUGUUUGAGAUCGCUCUUUCUCGGGCAUGGUCCUCUGCAUACACUGUUCUAAGUAUCUGUAAAUCCAUUGAUAAGCAACAGUGGUCAUUUGAACAUCCGCUUGCCCAACUGAAUCUUCCUCGUGAAAUUGUAGCGAAACUGGAGAACCAGGCUUCCUCUUCAACUUCAAUUGUUGAAAUGGUCGAAAUGGACGACACGGAGUUGGGAGAUCUUGUUCAUAAUAAGCGUAUGGGCAACGUUUUAAGAAAUGCACUCUCGCACUUUCCAUUGCUUAAGGUGGAAGCAGAUUUGUUCCCUUUAACACAAAACGUUAUGAGGAUCAGUUUAAAUAUUUCGCCUUUAUUUGAAUGGGAUAUGCGUAUUCACGGAAAUACCGAAUUGUUUUGGAUUUUUGUUGAGGAUAGUGGUAGCAAUACCAUUUUGCAUCAUGAAGUCCUUUAUUUGUCUAGGAAAACGUACCGUUCUAUUCCUCCUUUGAGUUUUGCAAUUCCGCUUUCUAAUCCACCUCCUUCACAGCUUUACGUGAUUGCAAUUUCAAACACAUGGCUUGGCGCAGAAACCGUAACCCCCGUAAACCUCUCCCAUGUUGUAUUGAGAGAAGAUCCUAAUCCUAUUACUGAGCUUUUGGACUUACAACCUCUUCCAAUCACUGCUUUACAGAAUCCUGUUCUCGAGGAGAUUUGUGCCAAGCGUUUCAGCUUUUUCAAUGCAGUCCAAAGUCAAUUCUUCCAUACAGUUUACCAUACGCCAACAAAUGUUUUCAUUGGUGCACCUACAGGUUCUGGUAAAACAAUGGCAGCUGAAUUAGCGACAUGGUGGGCAUUCCGUGAACAUCCUGGUUCCAAAGUUGUUUACAUCGCACCAAUGAAAGCUCUUGUAAAGGAAAGAUUAAAGGAUUGGGGCGCUCGUCUUGUGGAGCCCAUGCAUAUCAAUAUGAUUGAACUUACUGGUGACACUUCUCCCGAUUCAAAAACAAUUAUGGGGGCAGAUAUCAUAAUUACCACUCCCGAAAAAUGGGACGGUAUCACAAGAAAUUGGAGAACACGCAAGUAUGUUCAAAAUGUGUCUUUGGUUAUUAUUGAUGAAAUUCACUUGCUUGGCAGUGACCGUGGUCCAAUUCUGGAAAUGAUUGUUUCCCGUAUGAAUUACAUCGCUUCACAAACCAACUCUUCUGUUAGAAUACUUGGUUUGUCAACUGCGGUUGCAAACGCGCAUGAUUUGGCUGAUUGGUUGGGAAUUACAGACGGUUUGUUUAACUUUAGACAUUCCGUAAGACCUGUUCCCCUCGAAAUCUACAUUGACGGUUUCCCUGGAAGAGCUUAUGGCCCCCGAAUGAUGUCAAUGAAUAAACCCGCAUUUCAGGCAAUCAAAACUCAUUCACCUACGAAACCUGUUAUUAUUUUUGUCUCCUCACGUAGACAAACCCGUUACACAGCAAGAGACUUGAUUUCUUUCUGUGCGCUUGAGGACAACCCUAGACGUUUCUUGAACAUGAAAGAGGAAGAUUUGGAAAUGGUGCUAACAAAAGUUGAGGACAAAAAUCUAAAAAUGUCUCUUCCUUUUGGCAUUGGGUUGCAUCACGCUGGUCUUACUGAGGAUGAUCGACGGAUCAGUGAAGAGCUGUUUGUCAAUAACAAGAUUCAAAUUCUCAUUGCUACUAGCACAAUUGCUUGGGGUGUUAACACACCUGCGCAUUUAGUAAUUGUUAAGGGUACAGAGUACUAUGAUGCUAAGAUUGAGGGUUACAAGGAUAUGGAUCAAACAGACGUACUCCAAAUGCUCGGUCGUGCCGGACGUCCUCAAUUCGAUACCGAGGGUGUUGCAAGAAUUUUUGUUCAAGACACGAAGAAAUCAUUCUACAAGCACUUUUUGCAUAGCGGUUUUCCUGUGGAGUCAUAUCUUCACAAAGUUUUGGAGGAUCAUAUUAAUGCAGAAAUUGCUUCUGGAACGCUUCAUUCGCGACAGGAUGCGAUGGACUUUUUAACUUGGACGUACUUUUACCGUCGUGUUUAUCAAAAUCCUGUUUAUUACGGUGCUGCCAGCAACGAUCAGGAAAGCGUCGAUGAAUUUUUGUCUCAACUUAUUAAUAACACUUUCAAAGAAUUGGAGCUUUCUGCCUGUAUUUACAGAACAGAUAACGAAAAUUACGCACCGACCUCACUUGGAAGAAUUGUCAGUUAUUACUACAUUUCUCACAGAUCCGUGCGCAAUGUGGUUCAAAAACUGCGGAGCGACUUUGAUUUCCCAAGCUGUCUUCAGCUACUUGCCGAGUCUACCGAGUUUGAUGAUUUGGCUAUCCGUCAUACAGAAGAUAUCACAAACGCAGAAAUCAACAAGACCUUAAAGUAUAACGCAGAACGUCUCAACCUGAGAAUGGUCGACGCACAUGUGAAAACAUUUAUUCUUUCUCAGGCGCACAUGGCUCGUUUGGAGUUGCCCGUGGAUGAUUAUAUUACCGAUACGUUCGCCGUUCUCGAUCAAAUUAUUCGUAUCAUUCAAGCAUAUUUGGAUGUGUCAGCAGAACUAAGUUUCCUUAAUGUGUGUUUCACGUUUAUUAGCAUUUUACAGUGUUUAAAGCAAGCUUGCUAUCCGGAUGAGCUAUAUAGAAACGCACUUCCCUCUCUUACGUUUAAGUCAGAGAAAGAGGCGAAGAAAGUGCUAUAUAAAGUUGCUGGAAAGUCUCGUCAAUUUUUGGAAAAGACGCUCGCGAAACUAAGUUUGGUUCCAGAAAGCAUGGAUGCUUUGUACGCAGCGACCUCCGCAUAUCCAGACAUGGACAUUCAUGUGAGUCAAAAAUCGCCUGAACUUGUUCACUUGCAGAUUCGCCGUUGCAACCCCCCUUUGAACCCAGACUUCCAUAUUUACUCUGAAAAAUUCCCUAAACCUCAGACAGAAGGUUGGUUCGUUCUCAUUGGCAAUCCACAGACUGACGAACUAUUUGCUAUUCGGAGGGCGUCUAUGCUGGGAAAGAAUUCUGCUCAACAGAAACUUACGCUACGUCUUCGACUCGAUAUUCCAGCUCCCUGUCAAGGCCAAAACGCAAAAGUUUAUGUUAUCAGCGAUAGCUAUCCGCUGGUAUACGAACACUCCAUUCAUUUAAUGUCUCCGUCUGAAGCAACGAGUACAACCUCAUAAUUCGCCUUCCGUCACGUCCUCCCCCGCCAACUGAGAAUAACCUCCCGAAUUAACCAAAAAUUUAUUAGCCCAAUCUACAACUGCAUUUCUUCAUCCGGAAUUUCUUCACCACGGCUCGUGCUGUUUGCGAGUUCACGGCGAAUCUCCGGACCAAUGGAGUAAUGACCCUUAGCAAUGACAACCUCGAGCAAUGCAUCUUUUUGCUCAGGCGUGAUAUCAUGCUUGUAUCGUUGAGCGAAUACAAGCAACGAUUGAUGUUCAAGAACAGCAAGAGGACGAUCAAUAGACUUCCAACGAAGGAAAUAGAAAACAAGUGCGUCCACUACCUUGUACGGCAGAGCGUACUUUUUGUCCAAUAAGAUGCGGAUAAAUAACGACUGUGCUCCACUCAUUUCAAACUCUGUCAAACGAAGCAAAGCAGCAGCAGAAUGCAGUACAGGGACUGAAACUUUAGUGAGAACACUGCCGACGAUAGCGGCUUCACGUAAGGUGCAACCCUCCUGGAGGAGAGGAAACAGGAAUCCCUUAAACCAAGCUGCGGGUUUAUAAAGGCCCUUCUUUAAAGCCAUGUACAAGUGAUAGUUAAGUUUUCCUCCGUCACGAAUAUCCUCACGGACACGUUCAAGCAAAACAGUUGUCAAAAACCGCUGGGCCUGGAGAGGCUUCAAAUUGGAGACGAAAAUACGUGUGGCUUGAUACACGGCGUGAGGAGUCCAUGUGUCUGGUCUUGUAAGAUAGAGAAUAUCUUCCCAGUUCGAUAAGUUAGGAAUAAUUUUGAACGCUUUAGGGAUUUUGCCUGAACGGUAUCUAGACAACAGCAAGCCUACCUUGCUAUAAACCUCGAUAACCUUAGGAGGGAGCGGAGGCAAUCCCGAUUCUUCUUCUUCUUCCACGGGCAACUCACCGCGAGCUCUCGCCUCUGCCUCUUGAAUCUUCUGCAUAAUAAGAUUCGACAAGUUGGUGGGUUUUUGUUCUGUUUCUGGGAGAAACUUGUCAAACAGAGCCUUGUCACCUUCAUCGAUUUCGAACUCUUCGUACUCAUCCUCCUCCUCUCCAGCAACAAAUUCAUUAUCCGAGCCGUAAUUAGCAUCAUCACUGUCGUCGUCCUCGUCUUCGAUUUGAGGAUUUGACAGACUGUCUCUGGCGGAAAGCGAAACUGAAGCAGCUUCAGGCUUGCUGGAAGCUUUCAAAGAUGUAAUUUUCAACGAAUUGCCCUCAUUUUUCGCGUUUCCUUCGGCGUUUUCUUCCUGUUCAAUCUCCUCUGCUUGUUCUCUAGCAAGACGAAGAAUUUUCUUUGACGAUUUCGCGUCUAGAAACUCAGCAUUUGCCUUCUUUUUUCCGGACUUUUGAGGUUUUGAGGUUUUUGUUCGCAAAAUGCCUUCCUCGCGGCUCUUUUCAAUGUCCUGGUGCAAAGGCACAUGGCUCAAUCUCACCUUAGGAGCUUUAGGCAUCUUACAGUUAUCGAGGUAGAGGGUGCGUCGAAAUUUUGCUGGUUUCCUUCCUGGAGUGCCCGAGCAGGGAAGGAGCGGUAAGCGAGUAAGCGAUGGUCUGCGGGAUUAAGCGAUUGUUAAGCGAGGUUUGAGGACAUAGAGACGGUGAAUAGAUCUGUAC